UGUGUCUCAAUAUUUUCAUUUUGUUUAAAAACUCAUCCAAAUAUGCGAGUGCCGAACAUACAGAACCGGACCGUUUACACCCACCUAAACACCACUACCUGGACAUUGGAUAAGUACAAGACUGACGCCCAUAAGGCCUUCUACUAUAUCGAGAGCAUAUGCAACGCCUGGUUCUCGUUUGAGAUCGCCAUGAGAUUUGUGGUGAGUCCGAGUAAAUUGGAUUUUGUAAGGGAUAUGAUAAACAUUAUAGACUUCAUAGCAACGAUGUCUUUCUACUCUGAUAUGCUUCUUCAACGAUUAACGGCUGACAUCGAAAAUGCCGAUAUACUCGACUUUUUUAGUAUAAUCCGUAUAUUAAGACUCUUUAAGCUGACCCGACACUCCAGAGGACUCAAGAUAUUGGUUCAUACGUUCAAAGCGAGCGCUAAAGAGUUGUUUUUGUUAGUAUUUUUUCUGGUGUUGGGUAUUGUCAUCUUCGCUAGUCUUGUCUAUUAUGCCGAACGACUUCAGGCCAACCCUAGGAAUGACUUCAAAAGUAUUCCGGAGGGCUUGUGGUGGGCUAUGAUUACUAUGACUACUGUUGGUUAUGGUGAUAUGGUUCCCCGAACCUAUGCAGGAAUGCUUGUGGGUGCUCUCUGUGCUUUGGCCGGUGUGCUCACAAUAGCCCUACCGGUGCCUGUUAUCGUAUCAAACUUUACAAUGUUUUACUCACACACUCAGGCCCGCGAAAAGCUGCCCCGACAGAGAAGGCGGGUGUGUAAUGUACCCGAAGAGAGAGAUCCACUCAAUGAUAAUAAAAAUACAAAUAGCGGACCAUUUCAAACAAAUAGACGCACCAAUGCCGUCAAACUUUCAUUUGGCUCACCAAACGAGAAAAGUUAUCAAAUCAAUGCCGUCCCCAAUGUUAGCCCAAACGCUAAAUGCAUUGAAAGCACAACCACUACAACUAACACAACCACAACUGCACCGACAGUCAGCACAACAGUGGCCACCAAUCCUAAAGACAAAUCGCCGCAACAAACUAUAACAACCACUACAGUACACACUAACAGCCAACCAAUCAGUGAUACAAAUACCGGAAGUGCAUCGAUAAUCAACACGAGUAAUAGCUGUUUGUGCUCCGCUACCCAUACAUCCACCAGCAGUGCCAUCAAAGCAGCCAAUACUACAGUGACAGUGGACGCUAAAACCGGUACUAAUCCACAGGUGCACACUGUUGUCACAUCCACUUCUGUUGUGACCACCACUCCAGUUAUGACAACCACUCCUGUUGUGACCACUACUGCAGUUAUGACAACCACUCCCGUUGUAACCCUUAAUUCUGAUGUGAUUACCAGUACUCCAGUGGUGACAACUGAUCAGACAAUACAUUCUUCCAGUGACGACACGUCGUCUUCACAGAAAAAGCCUUCGUCGCGAAAAUCUUCGCGAAAAUCUUCGCGAACCAGCGCUAACUCGACAACAAUUUGGCUUUAA
Messenger RNA from Oppia nitens, 1476 nucleotides. Its product is annotated as potassium voltage-gated channel protein Shaw-like. NCBI's taxonomy places the organism in Eukaryota, Metazoa, Arthropoda, Arachnida, Sarcoptiformes, Oppiidae. The transcript is spliced from 4 exons. Gene Ontology annotation, biological process: potassium ion transmembrane transport. Bases 43 to 1476 code for a protein of 477 amino acids. The record is from RefSeq and is a predicted model, not a curated record. Gene Ontology annotation, cellular component: neuronal cell body membrane; dendrite membrane; axon. Gene Ontology annotation, molecular function: delayed rectifier potassium channel activity.